This is a messenger RNA of Plasmodium vinckei vinckei, 4773 nucleotides long. RefSeq names its product WD repeat-containing protein, putative. Lineage: Eukaryota; Apicomplexa; Aconoidasida; Haemosporida; Plasmodiidae. The record is from RefSeq and is a predicted model, not a curated record. Gene Ontology annotation, molecular function: protein binding. The transcript is spliced from 7 exons. Bases 1 to 4773 code for a protein of 1590 amino acids.
AUGAACAUACCCAAUAAUAUUAACAAUAACAUGAAUAAUAACUAUAACAAUGAGAAUUAUAAUAAUGUUAAUAACAACUCCAGAAACAUCAUAAAUAAUAAUUUGAACAUGCCUGCGGGAAUAAAUAAUAUGGCAAACAAUAUGAAGGAUAGACCUAAUAAUAUGAAGAACUUCCCUAAUGGGGUAAAUGGCUUAAAUAAUAAUAUUGGCAAUAUUAACAACCUUAAUAAAAUGCAUAAUCCGAUUGGGAAAAUGCAUGGACAUAUUAAUAAUAUGGGUGCUAUGAAUAAUAAUAUAAAGCAUGGUGUGCAAAAUAUUAUAAAUGGCAUGCCAAGUGGCAUAAAUAAUAUGCAUUCCAAUUUGAAUAACAUCCCUGAUAAUAUAAAAAACAUGGCAAAUGCCAUGAAUCCUAUACCAAAUAACAUAAAUGAUAUUAGGGUGAAUGCAAAUUAUCCCAUGAACAAUAUAAAUACAAAUGUCAAUUCAAAUAAUAACGUUAAUAUUCCAAAUGAUAUGAAACACAGAAUGAGAGUAAACAGCUCUGAAAUAACUAACAAUGUGAAAUUCAAUAAUAUGAUGAAUAACAAUAAUAAUGGCCAUUUUGGUGCCCCUGAUAAUUCAAACCGAAAUAUGUUUUAUGUAAAUGAUAUGAAAAAUGUUGACAAUAAUGUUAUAAAUAUGCAUAAUAAAAGAAAUAGUACUGCUAAAGAAAAGCAAAAUAAUAUUCCCCAAUUUCGAGAAAAGGAAUAUCUUGAAAAUGUGGGGCAUAGAGAUAAAUAUUUAUUAAAUAAAAAUGAAACUGAUAAAAUUUAUUUACAAAAUAAACAAUUAAAUAAUUUAAAUCAGGGGAAUAUCCAAAACAUCAAUAAUAACAAUACGAGAAACAAUAGUACAGGGAGUAUUAGCCGAAUGAUUAACAAUAGUGUACAAAACACAAUAAAUAUAAAUUCUAAUAAUAAUAUAAACCCAGUGGCUAACAUAGGAAAUAAUAAUGAUAACAAUAAUAAUAUUCUUCAAAGGAACAUGAAAAAUUUAGAAAAUGGGGGAAUGCAUAACCCCUUAAAUAUGAAUCAGAUGAAUACAAUGAAUUUAAAUAAAAAUUUUAAUUUUAGUUCGAAUGAUCCCCAUAAUUUUAAUAUAAAUGGUGUAGCAGAUAAUAAAAUGAAUAACAAAUUUAUAGAUUCAAAUUAUAAUAAUAUAAAUAAAAAUAUUAAUGUACCAUUUAACGAAGAGUCAAAAUAUGACCCGUAUAACUUAGGAAACAACGUUAAUCGAAACAAUGGAAAUAAUGGCAUUGUAGUAGACAAAAAUAUGAACAAUCCGGAAUAUUCUUUUUCAAAACAACAUAAUGGUGGUAUGUUUGAUGUUAAAGCACACAAAGGAAAAGAAAAUUUUGGAGGAAUAAAAAAUAUGAAUAAUACAAAUAAAGUUGGCCAAGACAUUAUAAAUAUGUCUGCAUCAAAUAUUCAAAAAUUAAAUGAAAAAAACCAAAAAGCAAAUGGAAAUAAUAAUAAUUUUAUGGGAAACAACAUACCAAAAAAUAUGGAAAAUGCCGAUUUAUAUAAAUUACAGAUGAAUUAUGAUAAAUUAAAUCCAAAUGAUCCAAAUAAUUAUAUAAAUAAAAUGGAUAAUUAUAAUGAUUUUAUAAAAGAAAACAACAAAGGAAAAUAUAUACCUGGAAACAAAUAUAAUACUAAUGCAAAUAGUAAAGGAGGAGAUCCGUCAAAAAAUAAAAUACAAAAAAUGGAAAAUGAAUUAAUAAAUAAAAAUUUUAACAACAUCAAUAAUAAUAAUGAAAAUGGUUCAAAUGCUCAUAUGAAUGAAAAUAUGAUAUAUGAAGAAAUCAAGAAAAUGAAUAACGCAUCUUUUGAAAAAAUGGUUGGGAAUGAUAUGCUCAUGUUUAAUGGACAUCGUUCCAUAGAAAAUGGCAUAAAUCAAAUGGUUAAUAUGCAGGGUUUUAGAGAUAUGAAAAACAUUCUUAACAUAAAUAAUUAUCGUAUGGCCAACGAUAAUGAUCCUAGAUCCAAUGAAAAAAGCAAUAAUAUGUUCAAUAACCAGAGACCUAGUUUCGAAGGCUAUAAUGGUGCAGAAAAUCUAAAAGGAACAGGGAAUGAAUUCGAAGAAAAAAAACGAAAAAAAAAAAGAGAAAAAAAAAAUGAAAAAAAUGGAUUGAGCCGUGACAAAAAUUUAGAUGACAAAACUACAAUAAACCAACUCAUGGAAUAUAAUGGUUUCAUGCACACUUUAAAUGAAAAUAAUGAAAGUGGUGAAAUUGGCCAAAAUAUAGGCAAUGAUGAAAAGGAAUUAAAUAUAGACUCCAAUUUAAAUGAAAGCAUGAAAAAAGAAAAUUAUGAAUAUAUUAGAAAACAAAAUAUGUUUGAAAAUUAUGAAAAUAUGAAUAAUUUAAAAAAUGCAUUUUUGGAAGGAGAUCAAAAUAUGUUAAAUAAUACUGAUAUCUUUAAUAAAAUCAAUUUCAAAUUUCAAAAAAAAAAAAGUGAUGAUUCAUAUGAAAAUGCAAACAUGUUUCCAAAUGGUCAAAACGAUGAAGAUAAAAAGUUAAUGGUAUUGUCUCGAUUAUUUGGGAAUGUUAUGGGCGAAAAUGGAAAUAAUAAUAACAAUGAUGAUAAUAUGCAAACACAAAAUGAAAAUAAUAUGAAUAAUAAUGGCAAAUUGUCCAAUAUUCGAAAAAUGAAUACCAAUACUCUUGAACUAGAGUUGUAUAAAAAUAUGCCUCUAGAUACUAUGUUAAAUAAAUUAAACUUAGAUAAGAAUAUUCUUAAUAUAUUAAAAGAUAAAAUAAAUAAUAUUAACAGAAACAUUAAUGUAAAUAUAUGUUCCACUCCUAUGGAAACACCAGAAGAAACAAUUAAAAUGGAAAAUAUAGACUUAUUAAAAUUAAUAAAUUUAUUUGAUGAAUUUUUAAAUUGGUCUGAAAAUAAUUUAUAUCAAAUUAAGUCUCAAUUAUAUAAUAUUGCAUUUUGUUUAUUAUUAGAAUUAUAUAUAUUAAUAUUAGCAAAUAGGUUUUCCAUGCUAAUAGAUUUUAAAAAUAAAUAUUUAAAGAAUUUCGAAGCCUAUCAUCCCGUAAUUAAAUUUCUAUCCAAUUGUGUUAGUUUGAAUCAAAUUUUUGAAAUUUCUCUUCUUCGUUUUAAAGAAAAGAAUGCCAAGCAUAUCGCUUACAUGAACAAAUUGGGGAAAGCAUCUCUCAUGCAUUAUUUAAGUGUUUAUGGGAGUAUUCCAUUAUAUAAUUUAAUUAUGACUAAAAUAAAAAUAAUAGAAAUAGAUGAUGCAAAUAAAAAUUUUAAUUUUUUUCAUGAAUUUAUUUCUAUGAAUUUUUUAUAUAAUGGAAACUUAAACUUCCCAGUUCAAUGGAAUUUACCUUCUAUUUAUUUUAUUAAGGAUGUAUCAGAAACGCAAAAUGAUGAUAACAUAAAAUGUACAAAGGAUAAAGAAGAAAAUUGCUAUGUCCCAAAUGAAAAUAGUGAUGCUUAUUAUUACUAUAAGUAUAUAAUAAAAAUGCAAGCAGACAAUCGAUUAAAAGUUACAAAAAAUAGGAUGCCAAGUAUGUUAUAUUACUGCUUGAACAAUUGCACCGAUAUGACUUGUGCAGAAAUUUCAUCAUUUGAUGGAUCAUUAGUUGCUACUGCCCAUUCAAAUAAUAUAAUAAAACUAUGGAAUAUCAAAAAAUCGCAAAUGAACAAAAUAAAAGAAAAACAAAAAGAUAUGGAAAUUGAUAAUAAUGAAAAUGUCGACGAAAUAAACAAUUAUAGUAAUGUACAAGAAAAUAAACCAGAUUCUAUAUAUUUAGAUGAUCAAGAUGAAAAUGGAAUAGCUAAAUUAUAUGGAAAUAUGCAUAAUGUAUCUAGUUUAUGUUUUGGAGAAACUAAUAAAAUUUUAUUAUCAGGAAAUUUAAAUGGUGAUAUAUAUUUAUAUAGUACAAUAAGUAAUAGAAAUUAUGUUAAAUAUUCAGGUGGACAUACACCUAUAUGGUCUAUAGAUACAGCUUUUUUGGGUUAUUUUUUUUGUACAAGUGAGGAUGAUGGAAAUCUAAGAAUUUAUUCAACUAAUAAAACAUACCCUCUUGUAACAUAUAAAUAUAAUUGUACAUCAAACAUAUGCAAAUAUCACUACAAUAAUACGAUCAUUGGAAGUGGAUAUUAUGAUAAUUAUGUUCAUUUGUACGACAUUAGAAUGAAUUCCUUUAUAAAAAGAUUUAAGAAUAAUUACCCAAGUAAUCAUGGAGUGACUUCUUUGAGUUUUUCAAAAAAUGGAAGACUUCUUUCUUUUGGAGGAGGAUAUACAAAUAACAUAAAUGUUAUAGACCUUGUAGCUGAUAAAUUUAUUGAUGUCGAACCAAAACAAUUUAUUAAUACUAAGGGAUAUAGUUUGGGGGAUUAUUAUAGUAAUACAAAAUCCGAAGAAAAUCAUUUAGGUUUUUAUCCUUUGCCCAAUGAAAGUGAAAAAUUGCUAAUGCAUAAAAAUAUUGACGAGUAUGAAGAUAAAAUAUUAAGUAUCGAUUUUAGUUAUGAUAACAAUCUUUUAGUUUCCAUGUCUUGUGAUAGUCACAUAGAUUUUUAUAAUUGCUCAAAAGCAUCAAAAGAAUUAAAGAAUCCCCUCACAGAGAAAAAACGAAUUAAAUCAAGAAAAGACAAUAAAAAUAAUAGUCCAUAUGUCCGAUUGUCAAAAUCAUAUGGUGUUAAUUAUUCAAACUUAAUAUCUGCGAAGUUUACGCCCGAAAAUGUUCUUCUUUUAUUCGGAAUUAAUACCUUAAUAUGA